Molecule: messenger RNA, 1236 nt
Organism: Paraglomus brasilianum
Lineage: Eukaryota; Fungi; Glomeromycota; Glomeromycetes; Paraglomerales; Paraglomeraceae
Source: the annotation of a GenBank genome assembly
AUGGACGACGGAAUAAUAUAUCAACUGGAAGAUGCGCAACAGUUCUGGGCAGAACUGGAUGAUAUCCUGACCAGAGGUGAUGGAAGUGCCGAAGUUGCGCGCGGAUGUAUUGAUUUAUAUAUUGGGCUUGUUGCUAGUCACCAAGACGACUUUCUAGACACCACAACUUCAGAUGACCUCGCCUCAUGUUGUUACAAGCUUCUUGAUUCCUCUUUAUUUUCUAAAUACAACUCCAAGAUCAUGGAAGGCAUCAUAGACCGUGCAGCUAGGCGUGAUGAUCUAAACGAUCUAUACGUGACUUAUCACAUUCUUCUACUCAGUGGGAAAGAAAAUCCAAAUAUUUUUAAGCUGGUGUUGGCAAGAAGAAAGCGUGAGAUAUUUGCAAAAUUGAAAAGACAGAUUUGUGAACUAGAAGGCAUGAUAGAUGCACCAUUCAUCAAUUACCUCGUGGAUCUCGUUGAAAAAACACGUGAUGACACAGAUGAGACGUUUAAUUAUUCAAUAUUAAAACUCAUUUUAGCAUUCAACGAACAAUUUAUGCGAUCUCCUUUACCGAACAGUGCUAAUAGUACUUCAUCUGCUACAGCCGUAAAACUUGGUAACGUGGUAUUGCAGGUGCUAGGGACGAGAAUCGGAACAAGCAAAACGUUUGGGGAAAACUUGAUAUUUAUGCUGAACCGUUGCGUGGAACCUAGCAUUCAAAUGAUAAUUCUCAAGCUUCUGUACGAGUUAUUCAAUACACCCCAAACUUACGAGUUUUUCUACACCAAUGAUCUAAGAGUGUUAUUAGAUGUAUUUAUACGGGAAUUAUAUAACCUACCGGAUGAGAGAGAAAACCUCCGAAACGUAUAUCUCCGAGUACUCUGUCCUCUUUUGCAUAACACUCAACUCUAUCAACUUCGCUAUAAGCAGCAUCAGAUAUACAGUUUGUUAAUGGACCUCGUUGGUGCGAAUACUCAAAAUUUGAAAACCGUCCCUAUCACAACUCAAGAACUAGUACGCGAUUGUCUAUUGGGAGGGUAUUUGGAUGGAUUCAUUCAGAAUGGAAAUGUAAGUGGUGAAAAUGUGAAUGGACGUGCUAAUGGGACCAAUGGUCAUACCGGAAAUAUCCCAGCUUCUUCUCAUGGAAAUGAUGGAACUAACGGCGCCAAUAACGCUGUUAUCGGUAAAAAUGCAACUGAUGGUGCUAAUAAUGCGGAAAAUAAAGCUGAAGGAGCUGUUGUUGCUGGAGCAUAG